Messenger RNA from Zophobas morio, 1609 nucleotides. RefSeq names its product aldehyde dehydrogenase, mitochondrial. Lineage: Eukaryota; Metazoa; Arthropoda; Insecta; Coleoptera; Tenebrionidae. Bases 104 to 1570 code for a protein of 488 amino acids. Gene Ontology annotation, molecular function: aldehyde dehydrogenase (NAD+) activity. The transcript has 10 exons. The record is from RefSeq and is a predicted model, not a curated record.
AGUAAAAAUAACCACAACUUGAUAAAAAGAGUCAGAGGUGAGAAAAAUAAAAGUUAUCAAUCAAGUUAAACUUUUCCACUUGGAAACAGUUCUUCAAAGCAAGAUGACUUCCGAAAAUUUGAUUAAAUACACCCAGUUAUUUAUAAACAACGAGUUCGUCGACUCUGUAAACAAAAAGACAUUCCCGACUUUGAACCCGGCAAGUGGCCAAAAAAUCGCUGAUGUGGCCGAAGCAGAAAAGGAAGACGUCAACAAGGCAGUAGACGCCGCAAAAGCCGCCUUUUCGCGAAAUUCGGAAUGGAGAAAACUGGACGCGUCCGCCAGGGGUCGACUCAUCAACAAACUUGCUGAUUUGCUUGAAAGGGACAUCACCCAGCUCGCGAAAUUGGAAACUUUGGAUAAUGGGAAACCCGUUGGUGACUCGGAGUUUGAUAUCCAGUGCAGUAUCGACACCUUGCGGUACUACGCCGGGUACAGCGACAAAAUCCACGGGAACACAAUCCCAGCUGAUGGCGACUGCAUUUCUUUGACGCGGAAGGAACCAGUGGGUGUGGUCGGUCAAAUCAUACCAUGGAACUACCCCAUCAUGAUGCUAGCAUGGAAGUGGGGUCCCGCUCUGGCCGCUGGUUGUACCAUGGUACUAAAACCAGCCGAGCAAACCCCUUUGACCGCUCUAGCAGUGGCCGCACUUGCUCGAGAAGCCGGGUUUCCCAAAGGGGUCAUCAAUGUGGUACCGGGAUUUGGACCAACAGCUGGGGUCCCUCUUGCACUACACAACGACGUUAACAAAAUAGCGUUCACUGGAUCCACUGAAGUUGGAAAACAAAUUAUGGCCUACUCAGGACAAUCCAAUCUCAAGAGGGUGAGCCUGGAACUCGGCGGGAAAAGCCCUUUGGUGAUUUUCAACGACGCUAAUUUGGAUGAAGCUGUAGAAAUCGCCCACGGUGCCAUUUUUAAUAAUCACGGUCAGAAUUGUUGUGCUGGCUCUAGGACUUUCGUACAAUCAGGGAUAUAUGACGCUUUUGUAAAAAAAGCGGUCGAAAAAGCCACUAAUCGAAAAGUUGGGGAUCCGUUUGGGGAUGGGGUGCAACAAGGACCUCAGAUUGAUAAAGCGUCUCUGGAUAAAAUUUUGCGCUUGGUGGAGUCUGGAAAACGAGAGGGGGCUAAAUUGGAAACUGGGGGCGCCCAAAUUGGAAAUAAUGGUUACUUUGUCCAACCAACUGUUUUUUCAAAUGUCACUGAUGACAUGACCAUUGCUAAAGAGGAGAUUUUCGGACCCGUGCAAUGUAUUUUGAAAUUUGAAACCCUAGGGGAAGUGAUUGAAAGGGCUAACAACACCCAGUAUGGACUGGCGUCUGGAAUUAUAACCAAAGAUAUUAAUACAGCCCUGGUUUUUGCCCAGUCAGUUCAAGCAGGCUCUGUCUGGGUCAACUGUUACGACUACAUCACCCCCCAAACCCCCUUUGGUGGCUACAAAAUGUCCGGAAUUGGUCGCGAAAUGGGCGCCGAGUCUCUAGAGGGCUACUUGGAAACCAAAACCAUCUCAAUUAAAAUGCCAGGAAAACUGUAAACCUGUAUCUCAACCCUGAAUAAAUUGUCUACCUUGAAA